This is a messenger RNA of Colletotrichum chrysophilum, 1200 nucleotides long. RefSeq lists its product as uncharacterized. The record is from RefSeq and is a predicted model, not a curated record. The transcript has a single exon. Gene Ontology annotation, molecular function: actin filament binding. Bases 1 to 1200 code for a protein of 399 amino acids. NCBI's taxonomy places the organism in Eukaryota, Fungi, Ascomycota, Sordariomycetes, Glomerellales, Glomerellaceae.
AUGGCGCCAAACCAGGGUCUCGUGCACCUCAAGGAGUACGACAUCAAGGACAGCAAUGUCGAGCUCAUUGGCUCGGACAUUGACCAUCGCGUGAAGUACAACUCCGCCGCAACCGAGCCCGCAUGGAACGACGGAAAGGUCGGCCAGGAGGCAGGCCUGCACAUCUGGCGCAUCGAGGAAUUCGAGGUCGUCCCUUGGCCGAAGGAAAAGUACGGCCAGUUCAUGGACGGCGACAGCUACAUCGUCCUCCACUCGUAUAAAGUCGGCUCCAAGGACGAUGCUGAGAAGCUAGGCCAUGAGAUCUUCUUCUGGCUCGGAGCCCACACGACGCAGGAUGAGGCCGGCACCGCGGCGUACAAGACGGUAGAGCUCGAUGAGUUCCUGCACGGCGCUGCGACUCAGCAUCGUGAGGUGCAGUCGGCGCCCUCGGAUGACUUCUUGGAACUCUUCCCCAGAAUUCAGAUCCGCUCAGGUGGUGUUCGAUCAGGAUUCCGCCACGUCGAGGAGGAUGAACCCAAGGGAGAAAUUCUCACGCUCCUGCGCAUCUUCAAGAACCCGUCCGUUGGUGCGAGUGGCGUUGUGGUGCACGAGGUCGAGCCCACGUGGAAAAGCUUGGACGACGAAGACGUCUUCGUGCUGGACACUGGCGACAAGAUUUGGCAGUGGCAGGGCAAGAGCUGCAGUCCGAUGGAAAAGGCCAAGGCUGCUCAAGUCGUCAACGACAUGACCCUGGCGAAACACAUCGAUGUAGAGGUGUUGACACAGGAGGAGUCGAGGUCCCGCGUCAUCGUCGGCUUGCUUGGCGGUGACGACGACACCCCCCAGUCCGGAUUCAAGUGCCCCAGACCUGUCAGGUCGGCGUCCAAGGCCCACGCGGGCGAGAGGCCCCAGAAGCUCUUCAGGCUGAGCGACGCAUCUGGCGAGCUCAGAUUCGACCUAGUCAAGGACGGCAGCAAGGCCUCGAUGUCAGACUUUGAUGGCCAGGAUGUCUUCCUUUUGGAUGAUGCGGGACGUACCGUAUGGGUGUGGGAAGGGCAGGGUGCGAGCAGAGGCGAGAAGGCAAACUGGCUAAGAGUCGCCCAGGCCUACAUUCGUCAGUUGCAGGGAGCAGACGAGGCCAACGAGGCGCACCUCACGCCCGUCGCCAAGGUGGUCGAGGGUAACGAGAGCCGGGCUUUCAGGAAGGCCGUCCAGGCGUAA